Messenger RNA from Danaus plexippus (monarch butterfly), 4014 nucleotides. It is a transcript of the gene Klp61F, whose product is annotated as kinesin-like protein Klp61F. Gene Ontology annotation, cellular component: spindle microtubule; nucleus. Gene Ontology annotation, molecular function: ATP binding; plus-end-directed microtubule motor activity; microtubule binding. The coding region runs from base 124 to 3399 and encodes 1091 amino acids. Lineage: Eukaryota; Metazoa; Arthropoda; Insecta; Lepidoptera; Nymphalidae. The record is from RefSeq and is a predicted model, not a curated record. The transcript has 18 exons. Gene Ontology annotation, biological process: mitotic spindle assembly; microtubule-based movement.
UGGCAUCAAACGUAUAUUUGUUGAUUAAGUUUUUAGGUGUGAGAUAUGCCCAUGUUUUUGUGAAAACCAACAAAACAUUUGUGAAUUUUGAUUUAAAGUUCAUUUUAUGUGGUUUAUAUCAAGAUGACGUCUGAAAAAGGAUGCAGAAAAGAAAAAAAUCAAAACAUUCAAGUGUUCGUGAGGCUGAGACCUCUGAACCAAAGGGAGAGGGACAUCAAGUCUCUAGGAGUGGUGGAAGUUGUUAACAACAGGGAGGUGGUUGUGCGUCAGUCACAACAGAACUCGUUAACUAAGAGGUUCACCUUUGACAGAGCAUUCCCCCCUCACUCAAAACAGGUGGAGGUUUACCAAGAGGUGGUGAGUCCUCUGAUUGAGGAGGUAUUGGCUGGUUACAAUUGUACGGUGUUUGCCUACGGUCAGACAGGCACCGGUAAGACUCACACCAUGGUCGGAGAGGCAGCACAGGAUGAGACCACUUGGCAGAAUGAUCCACUGGCUGGUAUAAUUCCGCGAGCCUUGAGCCAAUUGUUUGAUGAGCUUCGUCUGUCCAACACUGAAUAUACUGUGAGGGUUUCCUACUUGGAGCUUUACAAUGAAGAGCUGGUAGACCUGCUGUCAACAGAAGACGGUUCCAAGCUGCGCAUCUACGAGGAUGUAACCAGGAAGGGAGCUAAUAUAGUCAAUGGUCUAGAAGAAAUAACUGUGUACAAUAAGAAUGAGGUGUACAAGAUCAUGGCUCAAGGACAGGAACGGAAGAGAGUGGCUUCCACACUCAUGAAUGCUCAGUCCAGUCGUUCUCACACCGUGUUCACGAUCGUGGUUCACAUGAAGGAGAACAGUCCCGAGGGAGAGGAGCUGGUAAAGAUCGGCAAGCUGAACCUCGUGGACCUGGCCGGCUCCGAGAACAUCAGCAAGGCCGGCAGUGACAACCCUGCCAAGAGGGAGCGGGCCAGGGAGUGUGUUAACAUCAACCAGUCCUUACUGACGCUGGGCAGGGUCAUCACAGCACUUGUUGAGAGACAUCCGCACAUCCCAUACAGGGAAUCAAAGCUGACCCGCAUCCUCCAGGAGUCCCUGGGAGGCAGGACGAAGACCUCGAUAAUAGCGACCAUCUCACCUGGACACAAAGACCUGGAGGAAACUAUGAGUACACUGGAAUACGCCAACAGAGCGAAGAACAUCCAGAACAAACCAGAAGUUAACCAGAAGCUGACCAAGAAAGCGAUAUUGAAAGAUUACGCUGAGGAAAUUGAUAGAUUGAAGAGAGAUCUCCACGCUGCCCGGGAAAAGAAUGGAGUGUACCUGGCUAACGACACGUUCGCCGAAAUGACGCUCAAGCAAGAAGAACAGCGGAAGGAAAUACAGGAGCUGCUGCUGAAGAAGAGGGCCAUGGAGGAGGAGAGGGAGAGGAUCCGCCAGGUGUUCCAGGAGUUGAGGAACCAGCUGGAAGAUAAACUGAGAGACACACAGGACCAACUGGUCAAGACCAAUGAGAACCUCCGGACAACGAAACAACAGUACUUGGAACAGCGACAUCUGGCGAGCGUCCGCGCUAACACAGAGAAAGUACUAACCGAGCAAGCGACAAAGAUUCUAGAAGCAGCGGACUGCGCCUCCGUUGAUGCCAUGGGGCUUCACGACGCGGUCGACCGGCGGAGGAAGCUGGAGGAAGACAACCUCGGCCUAACCACCAGCUACAGGGAACACGCCAGGAAACACCGCGACUACGCCAGGGAAGACCUCAACGACUACAUGCACUCGCUGAUCGGAGCGCUCAAAGAAAUCACUGAUCAUUUAGACACCUUCACUAACAUGUGCAGUCAGACACACUGUGAUAAUGAACAGACGCUCAAUGAAUUAGUCAACAACACUAUGAGUGUCAUGGAAAAGAUAAAGACAAUGAAAGAUAACUUCAGCGCUGAUAUUGAAGACACGGCGAAGACGGAGCUGUGUUCACUCAGAGAAAACGUCAAGUCCAGAGAAGGAGCCAUUCUAGACGUACUGAAACGGCUGUCGAACGGAAUUAAGACGAAUUUGAAGAAGACGGAGGUCGACGACCUCGGGCUGUUACUGAGAGUUAUCGAGGAACUGAGGUCGGCGUCCUCGGCGCGGGUGAGGGCGGUUCGUGAGUCCGGCGGCCGAGUGGAGAAAGCGGUCCGGGAGUCCGGCGGCCGGCUGAGGAGCGCCGCGGGAAAUGCCAGGGAACAUACGGACGGACACGCGGGAGCCCUGGACCGUGCCGUACGGGACAGGCUCGCUCUCUUGAUGGAGGACAAGUCGAGGACGGAGAAGUAUCUAGCAGAACAAAUGGCUGUAGCGGAGAGCGAGAGAAGAGAUAUGGAGACGCGACUGAAGAAGUGGGAGGAAGAGGAAGUGAAGCGGAUCAAACUACACGUGGAGACAGAGAGAUGUCUGCUAGAAGAUAGACUGGCUGCCAGAGUCAAAGAUAUAGAAGAACAGAGAAGGGUCAUGGAGGACAGAAUGACACAGAAUAUGGAGUGGCUGAACGGUCUGCUGGACUCCAGCGACACGCAGAGACGAAAGGCGGAAGAGGAUCUACAGGCCUUGGAAACAGAACUACAGAGCUGUAUGACGAGUGUUGAUGGAUGUAUACAGGAGAUGGAUCAAGAAAGCAUUGGAAUAAUAAGCGACACGGACAGAAGGACAGAGGACGUCGUGAAGGUUGUUGAGAGAAUACGAGCAGACCUACAGGGGACGGUGACGGGGACAGAGACGUGCAUACAGUCGAUAGAGGCUAACAGUCAAACACUCAACGAGGUCGCGGACCUCGCCGAUAAAACCGUCAGUUUGAUCGAACGGAAAUGUAACGAAACUGUGGAUUCAAUAGUUAGUGAGUUCGAAACUGCAUCCUCAGAAACUAUGGAAAAUGUCCGUCGUGUGGGGGCGUUGUCUCACAGCUUAGCGGAGAACACGCGGGGACACCGCCACGAACAGGGUGAAGCCCUACAAGGGGUGCGGCAGCGGGCGGAGGCGCUCCAGAACGACCUGGUCAGGGAGCUGGACGCAUUGAACCAACUCGACGAACAAUGUCUUUGGAGAGAGUACGCUGUGUAUCGACCUAGCGGCUCGACCCCGGCCCGCCGACCUUACAACUACCCUCGCUCGCUGGCUUCCACCUCCCCGGAGUCCUUGGUGCUGGCCAGAUUGACGUUGCACUCCAAUUCCGUCCUGGAAGACUCCAGCGACGAGGACCUCGACUCCAACACGGAGGAGAGCAUCGUCAACGGCAGCUCCGACGCCAACAACUGUCGCAAGCAGCGCGAGGAGUCAGGCAAGGAGAACGUGAACUCGAACCGCUCGAUGAGUUUCAAGAAGCCGUCCAAGUUGCCAGCUCCCUCCAGCAUCAAGAAGCCGCUCGUGGAUAGAAACGACUACUGACAGUCACGACGCGUCUCAAAUGUACCCAUGUUCAACGAUAAAUAAUAAAUUUAAUUAAUAUUAUGCCAUAUAAUAAUAUUAUCGUGUUUUUAAUUCUUACCAUCGAAGCUGGUUUUGGCGGUGCUUCGAAUAUAUUAAAUAUAUUUUUUUUAUCUGGUAUCCCUGUCGUGUGUUGAGUCUGUACUGUCUUUAGUGUUAAUUAAAAAAGUAUAUUUGAUGAAUUUAUUCCUGUAUUAUGACCACCGAGAACCGAGUCCUGUGACCCAAUAUGUUAUAUACUCGUUAAUAGUAUUACGUUUUGCGAAGUAUGUUUUUGUAAUAAAACUGGUGAACAAAAAACUUAUUUAUUUAUAUCUGACUUAGAUAAAUCUUAUGCAAAAGUUACUAUUAACAUUAAAUAUGGUAGUUUGAAAUUAUCUAACUUCAGGUCAAAGGAGAGAUAAGUAAGUUUUAUAUUCUUAAUUAAUUAUUAAUGUAAAAUUCGCCUCUACUCGCGCGAUCUAAAUAAAUUUAGCUAAUAAAAAAUAUGUAUUGAUUAGUGACAAUAAUUUUACAAUCGAGUAAAUAACUUAGUUGUUUAACUUUGUCUCGAUAAUAAAUGUAAUUAUAUAUAAA